This is a messenger RNA of Pipistrellus nathusii (Nathusius's pipistrelle), 792 nucleotides long. Lineage: Eukaryota; Metazoa; Chordata; Mammalia; Chiroptera; Vespertilionidae. The record is from the annotation of a GenBank genome assembly.
AUGGGGCAAGAAGGAUCUCAAAAUAAGCAAGGAGGCCAGCAUUUCCAGAUAAUCUCUUGGGUCAUUGCUAUUGUUUUCAUCUCACUUCUUGGUGCCUGCUGUAUUGCAAAUUGUUUGGUGACUCAUACCAACUUUCUACGCUGUAGGAGAAGCACUGAAGUGUCCAAGUUAGGAGGACACCGCAUAAAUCUGACAUGCAUCGAGGAAAAAUCAGACCUGAAAGGGAACACCUGGAAUUGCUGUCCUAUUGGCUGGAGAGCCUUCCAGUCCAGCUGCUAUUUCCCUUUUCAUGACAACAAGACAUGGGCGGAGAGCGGAAGGAACUGUACCAGGCUAGGGGCCCACCUGGUCACCAUCAGCACAGAAGCUGAGCAGAACUUUAUUACUCAAUUUUUGGAUAGACGAUUUUCAUAUUUCCUGGGACUUUCACAUGAGAAUCCUGAAGGCCUUUGGCAAUGGGUGGACAGGAUGCCAUUUAACUCGAGUAUGGAAUUCUGGCAUAAGGGUGAACCCAAUAACCAUCAGAAAGAAAAUUGUGUUGUCCUUGUUAAUGACCAAAACAAAUGGGCCUGGAAUGGUUUUUCUUGUACUCUGAGGCAAGCAGGAUUUGUAAGAAACCUGGAAGAAUACUUGCCUGAAAGCUAUGAAGAAGUUCUUGUGAUGUGGACAGGGAAGAAGAACCCAUUAGACCAGGGAAGAAUGUACAUGCACCAGUGGAAUAGAGAAAACAUACUAGAUCAUAGAACAUUUUCAAUCAUGAUGGGACUUAUUUAUUCAAUUCAUUCAAGAUAA